UAUUACUACUCGAAAGAAAGAUGUUCUCAAUAUUGCCAAAGUGGAUUGCACUUAUGAACUCAAUUGCAUGGAUCCCAAUCAAUCUCUUCAACUUUUUAGCAGACAUGCCUUUAGAAGAGAUAAGCCUCUAGAUGAGUACUUCAACCAGUCCAAAAUGGCGAUAGACAUUGCUAAAGAUCUUCCACUAGCUCUUGAGGUUAUAGGCUCACUUCUAUCUUGGUGUAAGAAAGAUAUGUCGGAUGUCACAUUGAAAAAGCUAGAAAGUGUUCCUCCAGCGGAAGUUCGGAGUAAACCGAGAAUAAAUUACGAUGCCUUAGAUGUUCGGCAAAGGCAUAUCUUCCUUGAUAUAGCCUGUCUUUUCAUCGGUCAUGACAAGAACAUUAUGCUUUACUUCUAGGACGAAUCUAGUUUUUUUCCAGAAGAUGCCCUAGAAGUUCUACGUAACAUGUCCUUGACAAAAAUUCGAGAGGAUAAUAAAAUGUGGAUGCAUGAUUAACUCAGAGACCUUAGAAGAGAAAUGGUUCGUCAGGAAAGUAACAUGAAAGGGGAGAAGCGGAGCGGGGUGUGGAAUCGCGAGAAAGCAUAGAAUUUGCUAGCGAGAAACGAGGAAAAGGAAGAGGUCGAAGCUCUUUGUCUCAAGCUUAACCAUCUGCGCCAGCAUCGUUUUACCUGUAAGGACUUCAUGAGACUACCAAACCUGAAAUUCCUUGAAGUUGAGGGUGCAAGACCGAUGGGUGAAGUUAUGGAGAAUGUCUUUGCGCAAGCGAGGCUUUUCUAGCACAAAUUUUCACCGAACGUUCUUUCGACCGAUGUUUUUCUGGAGAAGUCGAUUCUCCUUCCAAAGUUGCUCUGGCUUCCUCUGAAUAAUCUCCUUCCAAUGCUUGACAUAGGGAGUUUUUACUUGGCAAGUCUUGCUAUUCUCGAUCUAUUUUGGAGUGGAAUUACACAAAUUUGGAAGGGGUGGAGCCAAAUGAAGGUACAAUAUUGUUCUAGGGGGCAUUUACCAGUAUCCCCGUUCUAUUUGAGGGAAAGACUCAUUUGACUUGCACGAUUUUUCUUUUCGCAGAUGGCCAAGAAUUUAACAGUUCUAAAUUUGACUGGCUACUAUUACUUGCAAAAAACCCCUAAUCUCUCUGCACAUGCAAAUUUAGAACGUUUGGUACUGAUAGAAUGUAGGAACUUGGUGAAAAUUGAUAAGUCUAUUGGUCAGUUGAAGUGCCUAGUUUCCUUGGAUGUGCGCUAUUGUCUGGAACUUAGUAGACUGCCAGGCGAGCUUGGCGAACUCGAGGCUUUGAAAGAACUCCUACUUGAUUCGACUCCGAUAAAGAAUAUCCCCGAAAUUCAAGGAAUGAAGAAUUUAAGGAUCAUCAGUGCUCAUCGUUGCAACGAAAUCGCACAACUUCCCCUCUCCAUCGGAGGUCUUGCAAGCCUUGAAUACCUAUAUCUGAGCGGGUACCUAUCGUUGGAGAGGCUUCCGGAUUCAAUCGGGAAGUUGAAAUCGCUAAUUGAGUUUGAUAUAUCCAGGAGCGGCAUCAAAGAACUACCACAUUCCUUACAGACGAUUGAGAAGCCGGAAGCAAUACGAGGCGAGUUCAACUGUUGUUAGCAAGUCGAAAUACCAAACGACACCUACAGAAGUUCAUCCCUAAGGAUCAUGAGAUUGACAUAUGCUCAAAUACAUGCGGUACGGAGGCUUCCGGAAAGUCUUAUCAGAUUAGAGUUGUUAAAACUGCACACGAAGAAGCUUCCAAAUCUCUCAGACCUGGUCAAUUUGAGAGAGUUGAGCCUGGGCUUUUGUGAAGGUGGUCGUACUCCUAAGCUUGUGGAAGAUCCGAUGCCAUGGUGGAUAGGGAGGUUGCGCAAACUGGAGUCUUUGACGUUGAUCUCUAAAGUUGUAGUUACCUUAUCUGCAGAUAUUGGUCUCCUUUCUCAUCUCAAGACACUCGAACUCCGUUGCCCGAAUCUGCGUUACCUCCCGAGGCCUCCCGCAAGCCUAUCAUCCUUGAGUCUCCAGAACUACAUGUCGGUCCAUGCGAUAGACCUAUCAAAUCUGAAGAAACUAUCGAAACUCACUAUGACAUUGGCUGCAAUUACAGAGAUUCAAGGCCUUGACUGUUUGGAGUAUCUUCAAACUCUGUCACUUGUUUUCCUUGGAUGUCUGGAGGUAUUACCUGAUUUGAGUAAUUCAAAGAAACUAAGGAAACUCCAUAUAGAAAAAUGUGAGUGUCUGGUUGAGAUUCAAGGCAAAAUGCCAGCAUCUCUAGAACUGUUGAUGAUGGAGAAGUGCGAGUCCUUGGAGAAGUUGCCUGAUCUGUCGAGCUUGGAGGGACCGGAAGAGAUCAAAAUAUAUGCUUGCGUGAAAUUGAAUGUGGAGGUGAUUCCUGGCUAUGCUGAAAAACGUGAGGAAACAUACCAAUGAAAAUCGAAGGAGAGACGUUCUUCCGGCUCUGUAGCUUCUUCAUCCGCGACCGCGAUUGGCCCCCUCAUGUUAAAACUUUCUACC
This is a messenger RNA of Rhodamnia argentea, 2503 nucleotides long. RefSeq names its product disease resistance protein RUN1-like. Bases 1655 to 2419 code for a protein of 254 amino acids. Lineage: Eukaryota; Viridiplantae; Streptophyta; Magnoliopsida; Myrtales; Myrtaceae. The transcript is spliced from 2 exons. The record is from RefSeq and is a predicted model, not a curated record.